AUGGAUGACGAGAAACGAACGAUACCUCAAUUGGAAACCGAGGACGCAUUUAUAAAAACGAUCAACUCGGAAGGCGUGCACGUGGUGGAGUUCGUCGCCGGGUGGUGUCGGAAAUGUAAAACGUUGAACGGGAAAAUGGAAUAUUUCGCGGUCGAACACCCGGAGGUUACGUUUGAUAAAAUCGAUGUGAACAUGGUGCCUCAAGAUUUCAUCAAAUCGCAAAACGUGACGAAGAUGCCGACGGUGAAGAUUUUCGUGAGCGGGAAGAGCGUGUACGAGAAAGUAGGGUUUGAAACCGUGCGAGAGAUUCUGGACGAGUUGAGUUUUCGUUUGAAACAGUUGGAGGAGGAAAACGCGUCGAAGCCGGCGGCGUCAAAGUAG
Messenger RNA from Bathycoccus prasinos, 381 nucleotides. RefSeq lists its product with no specific name. The transcript has a single exon. The record is from RefSeq and is a predicted model, not a curated record. NCBI's taxonomy places the organism in Eukaryota, Viridiplantae, Chlorophyta, Mamiellophyceae, Mamiellales, Bathycoccaceae. Gene Ontology annotation, cellular component: chloroplast stroma. The coding region runs from base 1 to 381 and encodes 126 amino acids.